AUGCUACGAUCACUCUUGCCCGUGGGCAUUGCCUUUCUUGGGGCGUCAACCGUGCUCGCCCAGGGACCAGCUACCUGUUCACUUACACAGAAGUGUCCAAAGGAGGCACCGUGCUGUUCACAAUACGGCCAGUGUGGAGUCGGCGCAUACUGUCUCGGAGGAUGUGACCCUCGGAUGUCGUUCUCCCUCGAUGCCUGCGUACCGGAACCGGUGUGCGCCAGCAAGACCAUGAAGAUGGACAACACGGACAACAUAGUCGACGUGUCGAAAUACCUCGGCGACGCGACAAAAGCCGACUGGGUCGCACAAGGGACGCCGCUUCCCUUCGAGGGCAACACUAUUUUGACGAUGCCGCCGAACACAGCGGGCACCGUGCUCGCCUCAACCGUCUAUUUGUGGUAUGGAAACGUCAAGGCCAAGAUCAGGACCGGCAGAGGGGCGGGUGUCGUGACGGCCUUCAUCCUCUUGAGUGAUGUCAAGGACGAGAUCGACUACGAGUGGGUUGGCACCGAGCUGGAUACUGCCCAGACCAAUUACUAUUUCCAGGGCAUCCCUGACUACACGCAUUCGGGUAACAUUACCGAUGUGUCCAACACGAACGAGAACUUCCACGAGUAUGAGAUCCGUUGGACGCCCGACGACAUCACUUGGCUGGUAGAUGGCAAGGUCGGUCGUGUCCAGAAGAAAUCAGACACAUGGAACGCCACCGCCAACCAAUGGGACUUCCCCCAAACACCGUCGCGUCUGCAGCUUUCCAUCUGGCCCGGCGGUGCCAGCACUAAUGCUGAAGGAACCGUCAGCUGGGCGGGCGGCCCCAUCGAUUGGAACAGCGAGGACAUCAAGCGCGACGGUUAUUACUACGCCACAUUCAGCGAUGUCAGCAUCGAGUGUUACCAAACGAAGACGGCCCCUGGCACCAAUUCUGGGAAGAGUUACACGUUCACGGACGCCAAGGGCACAAACGACACAGUCGAGGACGGCGAUAAGAACCCGGUUCUCAAGUCACUCCUGGGUACUGGUCUAGACAUGGACAAGGAGCUAUCACCCGACUCAGACCCUUCCGAAGUCAUCCCUGGCCUAACAGGUGGUGGGCCUGGUACCAACGGCCAGGCAGCCGGUGAUGCCAAUGGUUCUGGCUCGAGUGGAAGCUCUGGCUCUGGCUCUGGAUCAAGUGGCAACGCUGGCUCUACACCCAAGUGCAGCUCGUCUAGCGGUUGGCAGCAGGACUGUGGGAGCGGUAGCAGCAGCUCUGGCAGUACUAAUGAGGGUGCCAGACAGGAGCACGCACUCGGAGCGAGUGCAUUCGCUGCGCUCAUUGCCGUCGCGGGCAUGCUCUACCUAUGA
Molecule: messenger RNA, 1344 nt
Organism: Neoarthrinium moseri
Lineage: Eukaryota; Fungi; Ascomycota; Sordariomycetes; Amphisphaeriales; Apiosporaceae
Exons: 3
Coding region: 1-1344 (447 amino acids)
Biological process (GO): carbohydrate metabolic process; fungal-type cell wall organization
Cellular component (GO): fungal-type cell wall
Molecular function (GO): glycosyltransferase activity; hydrolase activity, hydrolyzing O-glycosyl compounds
Source: RefSeq, a predicted model, not a curated record